AAGUCAUGUCUUUCGAUCUCUCAAUGACUUUUCCUCCGAGGCGACGAACGGUAAAAUGUAAUAACAUCCUCAAACCCAUCAGAAGUAACAAUCACUAAACUUAUUUUGAACUUAUUACGGAGAUGGCCUCUGCUUUCCUUGCAAGUCGCGGCACUUCUGUUAUCUGUUAUUUUGAGAUGUGGGGACAUAAACUUCAACAGCUCUUGGAUGCUUACCAAACAGUGCUUUUGCUCUCUUCAUAUGAAUGCAUUUUAAAACUGUUUGCGGAAUACAACUGAAUUCAUGCAUAAGAUAAAAGCUGCUUCCAAAACACAUUAAUCGCAGUCUUUUUUAUUCGCCCGGCUGUUGAGUCGAUAUUAUUAAGUGGGGAUGAAGGCUAUUCAAUCUGGAGACAGAUGGCCAUGAAGCGUUUAUUUUCACGUCAAGAUAAGAACAAUUUCAAUAUUAGUAGCCACCAUUCAGGUCACACGCGCGGUCAAACUGCUUUUUAAUUCGACACAUAAAGUGAUCGAAAAACUUUUUCGGCCACAAACGGUGCACUGUGAAAUAGCGCGGGAUAAAAUCGUCCGAGUUUGAAGCCCGAAGCGGUGAUUCGGCGACUAAUCUCUUGUUUAACAUGUCUUCUGCUGUAAACCUAACGGAGCAAUUUGCAACUAACAAAAGCACAACUUCGGUGGAAGAUUUCGAUCGACUAGCCAUCGUUCAACUGAUGUGCUACUCUAUAAUCACCGCUGCUGGUUUGAUAGGAAAUACCCUAAUUUGCUUGGCUGUUUUUAAAAGACGCCGCUUGCGUAUCACCGACGUUUUCGUCCUCAAUUUGGCCGCAACAGACUUGGCAACUUGUGUAAUAAGUAUACCAUUUGACUUUGUGGAAAGACUAGUGAAAGAGUGGCCUUUUGGAAACGUGCUGUGUAAAAUCGUGUACCCUUUGCAAACCAUUCUGAUGGCCGUGUCUGUGUACACGCUGCUUUUCAUGAGCUGGGAGAGACAUCGUUCAGUUAUGCCGCCAUUUAAGCCAAAAAUAAAAGCAAAACGAGCAGUUACGAUAGUUUUUAUUCUCUGGGCUGCUAGCAUCAGUUUGGUCGGACCGUACAUUGCCAUUCUUAAAGCUGAAACCAGCGACGGUGUAACUCAGUGCAUGGAAAACUGGCCUAAGAAAUACCAUCCCAAAGUGUUCACGCUUGCAGUUUUUAUAGCUCUGUAUGUGUUGCCACUUUUUGUAAUCACCGCCAACUACAUACGGAUCAGUCAAAAGCUCUGGAGAGACAUACAAAGAAUGCAUAAGGCGAUUGGCGAAAGAAAACGCAACGGUAAAAAGCCACUAGUGCAGGCGAGAGCUCAGCGCAAUAUGAGAAUCGUCAGGAUAUUUAUAAUUGCGGUGAUUGCCUUUUCACUCUGUAUGUUACCCAACCAUAUCAUGUGGAUUUGGAAAGAUUUUGGUUCGGAAAAGGGUCUCCGAUAUUUUGACGGUACUGCCGGGAUAUUUUUAGCCCAUGUGGCACUGUGAAAAUGCUGGUGAUUUCAUGCUUAAGAUUUCGAUCGCAGGAAACUUGCAGCAAUGCGAACAUCUACAGAAAAAGCAAAAUUUCGCGGAGAAGAGAGCGGCGCUCACAAAGAAAAUCAAACCAUCUACCC
Molecule: messenger RNA, 1635 nt
Organism: Pocillopora damicornis (cauliflower coral)
Lineage: Eukaryota; Metazoa; Cnidaria; Anthozoa; Scleractinia; Pocilloporidae
Product: neuropeptide FF receptor 2
Biological process (GO): G protein-coupled receptor signaling pathway
Cellular component (GO): plasma membrane
Molecular function (GO): G protein-coupled receptor activity
Source: RefSeq, a predicted model, not a curated record